This is a messenger RNA of Alternaria atra, 1653 nucleotides long. RefSeq lists its product as uncharacterized. The record is from RefSeq and is a predicted model, not a curated record. The coding region runs from base 1 to 1653 and encodes 550 amino acids. Gene Ontology annotation, molecular function: protein binding. The transcript is spliced from 4 exons. Lineage: Eukaryota; Fungi; Ascomycota; Dothideomycetes; Pleosporales; Pleosporaceae.
AUGGUCAGCGCCCAAGAUGUCGCGGCUCGCAAGUCGGACAUGGGUACCGAUGAGCAAAAGCAAGCAGCGCAGCUGAUCCAGCGCAACUAUCGCGGCUAUCGAGAGCGUAGGCAGCUUCAAGGCAUGGGCCUAGAUGCUAGCGCACGUUGGGCAGAGGCUAUACGCGAUGCGAAAUGGCGUAAUGCGACGAGACCUAAACCGCGCUCGGAAGAGGCGGCUUUGCACGAGAACCUCACCACACCCGAAGAACGUGAACGAGCGAAUUCCACAGCGGCGCGCGAGAAAUGGAAAAGGGUAGGCGAGAUUGCGCGACGCGCGGGAGCCGACGAUCCCUACGAUGCCUCACUUACGGAAGACGAGGAUGCGCCUGAGAACCACACUGAACAACGGCGCAAGCAGAACGAGUCAAAAGCUGAACGUGAGAAGACGGCCAAGAUGAUGGAUCUCCAAUACUUCUUGGAAAUGGUAGAUCAGAAGCAUCGGUAUGGUAGUAACCUGAGGGCUUAUCACGAACAGUGGAAGAAAGCAGAUACACACGAGAACUUCUUCUACUGGCUGGACAACGGCGCAGGGAGGAACUUUGAGCAUCCAACCGUUUCUAGAGAGAGAUUGGACACGGAACGGGUGCGUUAUUUGUCGCGAGAGGAGCGCCAAAACUACUUGGUCACAAUUGACGACGAAGGACGGUUGUGCUGGGCGAAGAACGGAGAAAGGCUAAACACAACUAUGGAAUACAAAGAUAGUGUCAAUGGUAUUGUACCAGUCAACGACAGUACCCUCGCCUAUGGUCCGAAGGCAAAACUCCACUCUGGCCAGAGCAAGACCUUACGACGAGGUUCAAUGAUCUCGCUGAGCUCAAAUUCGUCAAUAUCCGAAAGCGAUGCGGAAGCAGAACACUACGUCAAUGAGGAUCUCGACAAAGCUAGGGGCAUAUCGAAACUCAAACAUGUGUCAGCCGCGACUAUCCUCAACCACUUAUUGCGAAGUUCUGUGAAACCGAACUCGUGGAUAUUCGUAGCCGACACAUCCUUCCGCCUGUACGUUGGAAUCAAGCAAUCGGGUGCUUUCCAGCACAGCUCCUUCCUACAUGGGGCUCGCAUUUCUGCCGCAGGUCUGAUCAAAGUCAAGGAUGGCCAGCUGCGGCGCCUCUCCCCCCUGUCCGGCCACUACCGACCACCUACGAAGAACUUUCGCGCGUUCGUACACUCGAUGAAAGAGAAUGGAGUAGAUAUGUCGCGUGUCUCCAUCUCUCGAUCAUAUGCUGUCCUCGUCGGUCUCGAAGCUUACGUCAAAACACGUAAGAAGUUCAAGCAUGGAGUUGAGCACGUCAAGGAAGCAGAGACCAAGGUUGUGCACCCAGAAGAGUACGAACGGAAAGUCGAGGAGCAAAAGGACAAGAGCGAGAGUGCGCAGAGAGAACGACAAUUACUUGCCCAAGAGGCAGAGAGAAAAGAGAUAGAGAAGAAGCAGACUAGUUUUGGUCGGCGACUUUGGAAAAGGCUCAGUCGAGGCGGCGGUGAAAACGACGACCUGACACCCAAAGAACAAGAAUCCGCCAAGCAGAAGAGGAAGAAGUGGUUAAGCAAGUCAGGGGAAGACAUCGAAGAUGGGAUUCCGCCUGAUGGGCAUCGGGAAUCAGCCCCUGCGUCCUGA